AUGACUAUGAUAAGCCUGGAGAUGUUAGGAUGCGAGGCUCUCCCUCUGGAAGGGAUGUACCAGUCGCGGCGGCACGACGUCCUGACGCCGCAGAGUAGCCCGGAGUCGCGGAACGUUCGCCAGGAAGGCAGCAGCGCGGAUCGUAUCGACAGCGUCGGCUCUGCGAUAUCGCACGGAGACAUGCACCCGUUAGAUCAGCCCGCCAUCGAGCUGCCUCCGCAUAUCCCGGAGAUCCUCUACUCCUCGAUACCGAAGUGCGGGGGAUGCCAAGAAGUUAUUUUGGACAAAUACGUUUUAAGGGUGCUGGAGAGGUGUUGGCAUGCAAGAUGCCUCACGUGUCGGGACUGCGGUGCCAGGUUGACCGACAAAUGCUUCGCGAGGAACGGUCAUGUGUUCUGCAAGGACGACUUCUUCAAGCGUUUCGGGACGAAAUGCGCGGGCUGCGGCCAAGGUCUGGCGCCUUCGCAGGUGGUACGAAGGGCGCAGGAGUUGGUUUACCACCUGACGUGUUUCUCGUGCGCCCUUUGCUCUCGCCAACUGGACACCGGCGACGAGUUUUAUCUCAUGGAAGAUAGGAAGCUCGUCUGCAAGCCCGAUUACGAGCAAGCGAAGGCGAAAGAAUUAGCGGACGGGGGAAGCAUAGACGGCGAUCAGCCUAACAAGAGGCCGCGAACGACGAUCACGGCGAAGCAGCUCGAGACUCUCAAGCUGGCGUACAACACCAGUCCGAAACCAGCGAGACACGUGCGAGAACAGCUGUCUCAGGACACCGGCCUCGAUAUGCGCGUCGUUCAAGUCUGGUUUCAAAAUAGGAGGGCGAAGGAGAAAAGGCUGAAGAAAGACGCUGGUCGGACAAGGUGGUCGCAAUACUUUCGCAGUAUGAAGGGCUCCGGUGCUGGCGGUCAUUCGCCCAGGCACGAUAAGCUUCUCGACAAAGACGAGCUGAAGGUGGACUUGGACUCCACCUUUGGUCAUCAUGACUUAAGCAACGACAGUUACGGCACGGUGGUGAACAUGGGCCUGGACGGCGAAGGCGCGAGUCCAGGCGGCGGUGGUAACGGAGCCGGGGGUGGGCCGCCCCGUGGUUAUCUGGGUGCGACGACACCUCCGUAUCUCUCAACGUCCAGAUCGCCGUCCUUACCACCUCAGUUCCCGUACCCGCCGGACGCCGGUCUCUCGGUGUACACCACUCUCGGGGGACCGGGCGGCAUGGUGCCAGGACCAGCGUCGGAUCUGAGCAACGAGUCUAGCGGCGGCGGCGGCGGUGGCGGAGGCGGCGGCGGCGGCGGUGGUAGCGGCGGUGGCGGCGGUUACCCCGAUUUCCCGCCGUCGCCGGACUCCUGGCUCGGCGAGCCGCCACCCCCGCACGCUCACCACCAUUCGCACUCCCACUCCCAUUACGCCACAUAA
Dinoponera quadriceps is the source of this 1410-nucleotide messenger RNA. RefSeq names its product LIM/homeobox protein Lhx3-like (gene Lim3). Gene Ontology annotation, molecular function: RNA polymerase II transcription regulatory region sequence-specific DNA binding; DNA-binding transcription factor activity, RNA polymerase II-specific. The record is from RefSeq and is a predicted model, not a curated record. Gene Ontology annotation, cellular component: nucleus. Lineage: Eukaryota; Metazoa; Arthropoda; Insecta; Hymenoptera; Formicidae. Bases 1 to 1410 code for a protein of 469 amino acids. The transcript has 7 exons. Gene Ontology annotation, biological process: regulation of transcription by RNA polymerase II; neuron differentiation.